UUGAGCUUUGCCUCGAGCUCUUAGCUGCAGCUGAUUACCUGGGCCUGGACCAGUACGCACCCCGACCACCCUUCCCGGGCGGGAUGCAUUGAUACUAAUUUCGGCCAGGGCGAACAUGAGCAUGAAGUGACAUGACCAAAACAUUGGCUUUGUCUGUCACGUGUGCAUCUUCUGCUAUUUUAUCUGCAUUCAUCAAUACCUGCAUGCGCCAUUGUCGGGACGCAGCGAGCAUAUGGGAGUAUUGGAGUUGGGACGGUAAGGCUACUUGUUUGAUUUCGAUGUCCGUCUUCCUGGCUAGACAAAGUGUGCAAUCGAAGGAUGAUUGCCGCCGUUCACGAAUAAUGACGAUCACAUCACCACAAGCCACGAUGAUGGCCUCUGACCCAACCACGACCUGGGACUCUCGUGAUGUUUAUAUGGCGAUUGAUGAGCUAUCUCCGCUCAAUACUGCUUUCUUUGAAACACCAUUUCAGCAUAUGCGUUCCUCCCUUCUACUCCUCCAUGGGUUGAACGUCUAUUAGACUUGGAAGAUCGAUGUAUCCCUCUCACUCUGCGUGGCUCAGUUGACGCAUUGAGACUUCGCUUUUUCUGCAGGGCAACAAACCGUAUACUAU
Messenger RNA from Ilyonectria robusta, 614 nucleotides. RefSeq lists its product as uncharacterized. Lineage: Eukaryota; Fungi; Ascomycota; Sordariomycetes; Hypocreales; Nectriaceae. Bases 132 to 521 code for a protein of 129 amino acids. The record is from RefSeq and is a predicted model, not a curated record. The transcript has a single exon.